AUGGCCCGUGGCCGAAAGAACGCUCAUUUGCAACUCUUUAGUAACACCAUCGUCGAGUUGGAACCUGUUGGAAGCUUGGACGGCGAGGGCAAGCACGAAAUCACAACCAAACAUCGUUAUAGGAACCACUUCGAUAUUGAGGAAGUCUGCAACAUCGACAAGGACGCCAACCACGACAUCUCCAAUGUAUUCUAUGCUGCACAGUUACACAAACCAGACGAAGGCUGCCCUCCGCCCUUGUGGUCAAUAGCAAAGCGCAAAAGCCAAACACCGCCGCUCCCUAUACGAUAUCUUAUAGCCCAUCUUUCGGAUCUUCUACAUACAAGUCCCCAGAAAUGGCGAUGCAAUCCAUGCUACAUGCCCCUCCUCCUAACAUUCAAAGUCCCCCAAGAAGCUCACGUUGUUGAACCUGAAGACUGGUAUUGGAAAUCCCCGAUGAUGGAGACAAGUGGAGGUUGCUGGGAGGCUCGUUUGGGAGGCGCAUAA
Laccaria bicolor S238N-H82 is the source of this 486-nucleotide messenger RNA. RefSeq lists its product as uncharacterized. The transcript has 6 exons. Bases 1 to 486 code for a protein of 161 amino acids. Lineage: Eukaryota; Fungi; Basidiomycota; Agaricomycetes; Agaricales; Hydnangiaceae. The record is from RefSeq and is a predicted model, not a curated record.